Botrytis deweyae is the source of this 198-nucleotide messenger RNA. RefSeq lists its product as uncharacterized. Lineage: Eukaryota; Fungi; Ascomycota; Leotiomycetes; Helotiales; Sclerotiniaceae. The transcript is spliced from 2 exons. The record is from RefSeq and is a predicted model, not a curated record. Bases 1 to 198 code for a protein of 65 amino acids.
AUGACGCUCACAGUGUUACUCGCAAGAUACAACUCUAAACCGGGGACUUUGAAAGCUGGACAAGCUGACGGGCUCCAGCCGCGGACUUUGGGGGCUCUCAAGAGCUUGGACGUCGCGGACGAAACACUUAACCUGAAUGCCAUGUGUCAGAGGUGGCUUUCUGGAGCACAAAGAGCAACACUUCAACAGGAAAAUUAG